AUGAUUUGUUAUUCUUUGCCUGAGAUGAAACAAGGAUCUGUUUACCGACUCAACAACUUCUACGGUUUGAAAAACAAACCGAUGUAUCGGGUUGCUGAUCAUAUCGCAACCGUGUCUUUCACGUGGAACUCUGAGAUGUCGGUUCUUCACGAGGUUCCCAUCUCAUUUGAUGAAGGCCGUUUCAGGUUUCAUUCAUAUGAAGAUUUUGAAGCUAACUGUGAUCUCAAAGGUGACCUCUACGAUGUUGUUGGCCACAUGAAGUUGGUCAAUGGACAGACCCUUAUUGAGCGUCCCAUCCUUGACGAAGUGGAGAUAGCAGCCUCUCGGCGCAUUAUGGUGCAUGUGCAAUCACAUGAUGGGCCUGUGAUGAAGCUCUACCUUUGGGACCAUGCUGCAACCGACUUUUGCAAAAAGUUUAAUUCCUAUGAAAACACUCCCAUAGUGCUUUUGGUCACGACUGUUAACACCAAACGUCUCAGAGGUACCCUUGCCCUGACCUCUAUGUCCUCCACACGGCUCUUCAUGGACUAUGACGUCCAACCAACCAAAGAUUACUUCACCUGGCUUGCCUCUAACCCAGAGAUUGCUAACCAGGUUAGUGCAGAGGUGGUUACUAAACAUGAGGCACUGACUAUAGCAGAAAUAUUCUCCUACAUGACUCAUGAAUCUGCAAAGGAUGCCUUUUUUGAGUGCACGGCUACGAUUGAUGAUGUUGUGCAUGGCUCUGCUUGGUACUAUAUUGGAUGCAGUGAGUGCCAUGCUAAGGCUACCAAAGGCGCAACUUCAUUGAUUUGUACGAACACAAGAUGUGGGAAGGUUAACACAACUGGUGUUGCACAGUACCGUGCAAAGAUUUCAGUUUAUGACAACAGUGAACAAGCUUUUCUUGUCCUACUUGGUGAUGCUGGUCGUGAGUUGACUGGGAGACACGCAUCCGAGUUAGUUACCAACUACUUUGAGGCUAAUGAACACGAAGGAGCUGACCAUGAGGUGCCUGUCCCGGAAGCUCUAAUCAGCAUCAUCGGACAGACACAUAAGUUUUGUGUGAAAGUUACAGAUCACAACUUCUCAGGCAAUACCCGAGCUAUUACUGUCACCAAGAUCCUCUCUCUAGACACCCCACCACCCACAGAAGUCUCGGUUUAA
Brassica oleracea var. oleracea is the source of this 1146-nucleotide messenger RNA. RefSeq lists its product as uncharacterized. Gene Ontology annotation, cellular component: nucleus; DNA replication factor A complex. The coding region runs from base 1 to 1146 and encodes 381 amino acids. Lineage: Eukaryota; Viridiplantae; Streptophyta; Magnoliopsida; Brassicales; Brassicaceae. The record is from RefSeq and is a predicted model, not a curated record. Gene Ontology annotation, molecular function: damaged DNA binding; single-stranded telomeric DNA binding. Gene Ontology annotation, biological process: meiotic cell cycle; double-strand break repair via homologous recombination; telomere maintenance via telomerase. The transcript has 8 exons.